AUGGCGACGCUGGGAGGCGAGUCGCAGCCCUUCCCCUCUGCUGCUCUGGCGGCAGCUGCCGGGGUGGGCGGCGGCGGCGGCAGCGGGGCGCUGGGUCUGCAGGCGCCGCUGAACCGCGGUCUGGAGCGGGCGCUGGAGGAGGCGGCUCACUCCGGGGGGCUCAACCUGAGCGGCAGGAAGCUGAAGGAGUUCCCGCGCAGCGCCGCCGCCCUCAGCCACGACCUCUCGGACACGGUGCGGGCAGAUUUAUCCAAGAAUCGCUUAACUGAAGUUCCUACAGAGCUGUGCCAUUUUGUGUCACUGGAAACACUAAAUCUAUACCACAAUUGUAUUAAAGUCAUACCAGAUGCCAUAGUAAACUUGCAAAUGCUAACUUACUUAAACUUGAGUCGAAAUCAGCUUUCCUCUUUGCCAGCUUGCCUGUGUGGUCUUCCUCUAAAAGUCUUAAUUGCAAGUAACAAUAAGCUAGGUUCCCUUCCAGAAGAGAUAGGUCAGCUAAAACAGUUAAUGGAAUUGGAUGUCAGCUGUAAUGAAAUUACAGCUUUGCCACAGCAGAUAGGCCAGCUGAAAUCUUUAAAAGAACUGAAUGUCAGAAGAAAUUAUCUCGAAGUUUUACCCCAAGAACUAGUACAACUUCCCUUGGUAAAGUUUGACUUUUCCUGCAAUAAAGUGCUCGUGAUUCCAAUUUGUUUUAGAAAGAUGGUGCAGUUACAAAUAUUACUGCUUGAGAAUAAUCCUUUGCAAUCUCCACCAGCACAAAUUUGUACAAAGGGUAAGGUGCAUAUAUUCAAGUAUCUGACUGUACAAGCCUGUCAGAUUAAAACAGCAGACUCGCUGUAUCUUAAUGCCAUAGAGCCACAGCAUUUGCCACAACCUGUGGAAGAGAGCAUUGAUGACAUCUACCCAAGUAAAAAGGACUCCGAUUCAGGUGUUGGUAGUGAUAAUGGUGAUAAACGUUUGUCAGCAACAGAGCCAUCUGAUGAAGAUACUAUCAGCUUUAAUGUUCCAAUGUCGGAUAUUGUGGAAGAAGAUCAUAUUAUAAAGGAUGAUUCAGGUCACCAUGCUAACACAAGAAAAGUGGAAUUCCAUCAAGGAUCUUCACACACGUUUGUCAAUGAUAAGUCACGAGAAACAGGAAACCACUUUGAUGAAUCGGAUACUCUUUCUACUGAAUUUAUGAGCUACAUUAAGAGCAGAGCAGCAGAAUGUGAUGAAUUAUUGAGAAUAGAAGAGGACACGCAAUGGCAAGCAGACGAAAUAAUAAAUUUAUCAGAAGAACAAACUAUUGAUAUAGCAAUGAUAGAACAACUAAGAGAAGCUGUAGAUUUAUUACAAGAUUCCAACAGAUUAAGCGUGGAUAUUUCAGAGAGUAGUGCUGUGAGUCUGUAUCCCACAGAACCAGCAAGUGUUUUAGAAUAGGAGUCUACAGUGAAUGGUCAAAUACAGAUGGACAUGUCUUCUCUUGGACAGAGAGAAAAUGCUGAAGAGGAACUGGAAUUCCAGAGGAGGAGGGAGUUGAUUAUGGAGAAAGCAAAGCCUGAAGCAAGAACUUGUGAACAGGGUGAAAAAUGGUCACUGAGCCAGAAUGACCUAAUUGUUUGGAACGCAAGUGGGCAAACCUCUCACAAUGAGAAUAAGGAUAAAAGUCCAACAAUGUCUCCUACUACAAACACCACAAUCCCUUUUGGUCUGAAGCCACGAUCAGACCCAUCCCUCAGUUUCCCUCCUAUCUCCUUCAACACACUUACACAGGCACAAACAUGGGACAACUUUAGCUACAGUAUCCCAUCUGAAGGAGACAGUGACAAUGUGUUCUUAAGACCACAAAGAAAUUUGGAAUCAAUAGAUCCACAGUUCACGAUUCGAAGGAAAAUGGAGCAGAUGAGAGAAGAGAGAGAGCUUGUGGAACAGCUACGUGAGAACAUAGAAACAAGACUAAAGAUUUGUUUGCCCGAAGACCUGGGCUCAGCUCUGAUGGAUGGUGUCGUUCUGUGCCAUUUAGUGAAUCACGUUCGCCCUCGGUCCGUCGGGAGUAUUCAUGUACCCUCACCAGCAGUACCUAAACUUAGCAUGGCCAAAUGCAGGAGAAAUGUGGAAAACUUUUUGGAUGCAUGUAGAAAACUGGGGAUACCAGAGGCUGACCUCUGCUCUCCGUAUGACAUCCUGCAGUCGGAUAUUCGUCACAUUCGAAAGACUGUUGACACUCUGCUCGCCCUCGGGGAGAAACCCCCACAAUCAACUUCUACUUUUCGCUCCUGGGAUCUAAUAGGCUUUUGUCUUUUCCAUAUACUUUUUAUAGUCUUGAUGUAUAUAACUUAUCACUGGAAUUUGCUAACAGCAUAA
This is a messenger RNA of Cinclus cinclus, 2343 nucleotides long. It is a transcript of the gene LRCH1, whose product is annotated as leucine rich repeats and calponin homology domain containing 1. The record is from RefSeq and is a predicted model, not a curated record. Lineage: Eukaryota; Metazoa; Chordata; Aves; Passeriformes; Cinclidae. Gene Ontology annotation, molecular function: protein binding.